GGUCUCGAAAUCUAAAAGAAACUGGAACAGUUUGGAGCUUGGUUUUCAUCAUUUCGACUGGAUAGUUAUAUUAAUAACUACACGCUUUCCCCUCCGUUUUUCCCGUUAUCAUAGAGUUCCUCGUACUUUUUUUACUUUUGAAUUACAUUACAUACAGUUUGAGUGUAUCUCUAAUAUUUCAUUAUUGUUUCUUUUCUAUCUCUUUUCAUUAACCACAUUUUCAAAUGCCUCCUGACGAACAUGGAAAUAGAGUAGAGAAUUGUAAUCAACAAGAAUCAUUAGAAAUGGCUGCAGCAAUAUGCUCCGAUGCUACUGAAUAUGCACUUCUAGCACAUCGAUUCAAACUUCUAAAUCUAGUACAGCGGAUUGCGCAUGCGGAUGUGAUGGAUAUGAUCGAAGCAGUAGGUCUUGAUGCGCUUACCUCUAGGGAAGCGUUGAGUUACUCCUCUUAUGGGCCGUUUUCGAGCAAUGCAGCGGUGCCUACCCGCAAUGCAUCUACACAUUCGAUAUAUUCGAAGGUGCAUAUCGGUAAAUUAGGUGAUAAAGAAUAUCGGAACAACCUUGUUAGGGUUUGCAAUCAGAGUUCACGUCUUUCUCACUCCCCCAGGGGAGAAACUUUGUUUUCAACGUACUUGCCGCGCCGAACGCGAGAUGACGAGCGCGCCAUGGCGGCAGCCUUAAAUAAUAAACCUUCAUUUACACCCCGCUCUAGAGCUGAUGUAAAUGCAAUCAAUCGAGCCAAUAUAGUGAAUGAUAGCACACUGAAUAUAUCGUGUCAACAUCGCAAGUCAGUGAUUGCGUCUCGAGGCUCUCGUCGCUUUCGAUCUAAUGAUGAGAAGGAUGCUUUCUUUGUUCGGAUGGCCGUUCCAAAACAUCACUACAGUGAAUCAUUAGUAAAGGAUGUCCAUGCAUGCGAUCAAUCGAACGUUUCAAUAGAGGGGAAGAAAGAGGCAUCUACCUUGGGUUCCGUCACUUCUGUCGAACGCCAGCUUGAUCAGAUGCCUGAGCCCGCACGAAGGCGGAGGGGAAAGGUAGCAAAGAUAAGGGCUCGAUCGAGUGCAUCAUCCUCCACGUGUCCACCACACCCUAUCCCGACGGACAAGGAGAGAGGGAAUUCGACAAUACACUGCUCAUCAUGGGAGGACUAUAGCCGUAAGCACCGAAGAAGUGCUCAGGUCGUGGGGUCUCAAGGUCACCAGGACCAUGAACCCGUAUCACAGGCGGCUCCAUCGCCUAUGGCACAUGCUCCAGGUCCAUCACUGUCGUCGCGACCGCGAGCCAACUUGACAUCACUUCACCAGCAGACGGAUAUGGUGUUCCGCACUUUGAGUGCUUCGCAUGAAAUGAAUACUUCUGUCAGUGAAUGCUCCAGUUCGGGUCAACAGGACUCCCGGAAGCAGAUCAAGCCCGUAUUGACACUUUCAUCGAACAAUGAUACUCACAGCACUCGUCACAUCGCAUGCAACAGUCCGACUCCAAAGGCGAAGCCCCUGAGUCCCUAUGGCGUGCGGCACCUUCCGAUGGAGGCCAUUUGCCAUGCUGCCUCAAUCUUGUCGGAGCAACUUCCAUCCAUCGCUGCCCUGCAGGGAUCUGAGGUGCAGCAACGGCAGUCCGAAGCACUUUCCCAGUCCCCCUCCGUUACCAUGAAGGGUGGUAGUGAAGCAAAGUUUGAAAUGGGCGAUCCCAGCGCCGAGGAAGGGAUUCAGGUGUCUCUUGAUAACACUGAUUCUCUACAACAACUCUCUAGUACCAUUGAUAAAAUGCUUCAGGAUCAUCAGCGGAUCCUUCAGGAAGUAGCUAGCAGCGGAUUGGAGGUCUCAACCCUAGAAGCCAAUCAGACGAGGUCCCAGAUGUCCUCUCAGGGAUUUCUCUCAGAAGGUACGAGACACAGGGCCACCCCCACAAUAGUGACGGACACAAAAACGACAGAAAAAGAGGAAUACAAUAUUCUGUGUAAUGAAAUGUUGGCUUACACAGAGCUACAACAGAGAAUUGAUUUCAUGGAGACUGAGUUGGAGAAGGUCGAGGCGUCGGUUUACAAUGAUAUACAAGAAAAUAACCACCAUUCAGCGAGAAUUCCAGAGCAAGCACACAACUACAAUGAUUUCUCGAAGAACAGUCUAUUGGUUACUUCCCCGUCCUUGCCUUCUCCUAUCGGUACUACAUUGGGAGAACAGCAUGACGUGGAGGAGAAUCCGACCGUGUUACCCUCCUUGGAUCCCUUUUCCAUACAUGAGGAGAGUCGUGCUUUGCACUUGAAACAGAGGGGAGAAAGGAUGCCCGAUUCAGUUGUGAGGCGUUUGCUGGCACACCAACACAAAGCACAUGAGUACAUUUCUUAUAGUGAAAGACAAUAUAAUACAAGCCAAGUUUCACAAUACUUAUUUACUCAGAGGCUAACUAACACUUUAUUAGAGGACUGCUUCAGUGAGGUUGUGAAGGAGGUGGAGCGUGUCAUGGAUGACUAUAUUUUGGGUCUUGUUGAGCAUGAAUUGCACUAG
Messenger RNA from Phytomonas sp. EM1, 2501 nucleotides. NCBI's taxonomy places the organism in Eukaryota, Euglenozoa, Kinetoplastea, Trypanosomatida, Trypanosomatidae. The record is from the annotation of a GenBank genome assembly.